GCUCACAGCACUUCCUCCCUGAGCCCACGUCCUCGCCUCGAGGCCGGCCCAGCCCAGAGGCGCCAACCGCACAUCUCUGCUCAUUCCGGUGCACUUCAGCUCAGCUCGGCUCAGCUCGGCUCAGCCCCAGCUUCUAGGCUUGCCCCCAACCCCCGCUCGGCAUCCCGGCUCAACCCCGAGCAUCUCCACACAGCUCCCCUCAGCUGUCGAGAUGGGUGAAUCAAACGAAGACAUAGACCAGAUGUUCAGCACUCUGCUGGGGGAGAUGGAUCUCUUGACCCAGAGUUUAGGAGUGGACACUCUUCCUCCUCCAGAGCCCAAGCCACCCCGAGAAGAGUUUAACUACAGUGUGGGGUUUAAGGAUUUAAACGAGUCCUUAAAUGCGCUAGAAGACCAAGAUUUAGAUGCCCUCAUGGCAGAUCUGGUAGCAGAUAUAAGUGAAGCCGAACAGAGAACCAUCCAAGCUCAGAAAGCGUCCUCUCAGCAUCAAGAUCAGUCAGCACCUCCGGAGGCCUCAGCUGGCCGGGGUACAGCUCCACAAGCUUAUGGAGCAGGUGCUGCUGCUGUUGUUGUCAGCCACUAUGAGGAACCUUUACCGCCUCCACCAGCAGAACCCAUGCUGGACCUCCCACCCCCUCCACCUCCUCCUCCUCCUGAACCUCUCUCUAAAGAAGAAGAAGAAGCCCAGGCAAAGGCUGAUAAGAUUAAGUUAGCACUGGAAAAGCUGAAGGAAGCCAAGGUUAAGAAGCUUGUAGUUAAGGUGCACAUGGAUGAUAACAGUACCAAGUCACUGAUGGUGGAUGAGCGACAGUUGGCUCGGGAUGUUCUGGACAAUCUUUUUGAAAAAACCCACUGUGACUGCAAUGUGGACUGGUGCCUUUAUGAAAUAUAUCCCGAAUUACAAAUUGAGAGAAUUUUUGAAGACCAUGAAAAUGUUGUUGAAGUGUUAUCAGACUGGACAAGAGAUACAGAGAACAGAGUACUGUUUUUGGAGAAAGAGGAAAAAUACGCUGUGUUUAAAAACCCUCAGAAUUUCUACUUGGAUAAUAAAGGGAAAAAAGAAAACAAGGAAACCAAUGAGAAAAUGAAUGCUAAAAACAAAGAAUACUUACUUGAGGAAAGUUUCUGUGGCACAUCUAUCAUCGUACCAGAACUUGAAGGAGCUCUUUAUUUGAAAGAAGAUGGGAAAAAAUCCUGGAAACGGCGCUACUUUCUUCUAAGAGCUUCUGGAAUUUAUUAUGUUCCCAAAGGAAAGACAAAGACAUCCCGAGAUCUGGCGUGUUUUAUACAGUUUGAAAAUGUUAACAUUUACUAUGGAAUUCAGUGUAAAAUGAAAUACAAAGCACCCACUGACCACUGCUUUGUUUUAAAGCAUCCUCAAAUUCAGAAGGAAUCUCAGUAUAUCAAGUAUCUCUGCUGUGAUGAUGCAAGAACUCUCAGUCAGUGGGUUAUGGGAAUAAGGAUCGCCAAGUAUGGGAAGACUCUCUACGAUAACUAUCAGCGGGCUGUGGCAAGAGCUGGCCUUGCCUCUCGGUGGACGAACCUGGGGACUGUUGCUACACCCGUGCCAGCUCAGCCUUCUACAGGACUUAAAACAGGCACCAGCCAGCCCAAUGGUCAGAUGCCCCAGGCUGCGCCUUCUGCUGGUCCUCCUCUCAGGGAGGCCCUGACACAAAUAGAAACAACUAAGGUUGAAAAACAAGGCUUGGGUAACCAUUCCCCAGGAGCAACCAAGGAGAACCACCGCCCGAAGUCUAGCCUGCCACCGCCGCCCCCUCCAGUAAGACGAUCUUCUGACACCUGUGGCAGCCCCUCCUUACCACCCAAGGCCAAGGGCCCUGGCAGCUGCACCUUCUCCGCCCCGCCUGAGGACUUCCUGCCACCACCCCCGCCCCCACCGCCCGAGGAGGAUAACAGUGGGCUACUCCCACCACCGCCACCCCCACCCCCAGCCUACCAGGAGGAGCCACCAGACUUUGUGCCACCACCGCCUCCGCCUGUAGCUGUUGAAGACUCUGCAUUGCCACCCCCGCCACCACCCCCACCCUGUCUCUCCCAGGAGAUGACCAAAUCAUCUCCGUUGCCCCCCAAAAGGCCCCCAGUGCCCCCCAAGAGGCAAGAGAACCAAGGACUCCCCGUUGCAGCAGGGAACAAUGAGCAAGAUUUUAUGUCAGACCUCAUGAAAGCAUUGCAAAAGAAAAGAGGCAAUGCACCCUAGAGACGUUAGUGUCUGGGGUGCUCUCUAGCUAGAUCCAUGUUUUCGUACUCUAUUGUCAUGCAUCUUGUUCAUUUUAGUAAAAUGUUUUCCGACUAGAAAUAAUGUAAAAACUCUUCACUGUUUUGCAUACUAUGUUCAUAGCCAUUACGCUAGCACUAUUCGGGGUUUCUAACUAUAUACAUCCAAGCACACACAUCCACAUCCUGUGUGUUUUCACCUGAAUGGUUUUUUAUCUUGCAGUCCAGAUUCACUGAAAUGAUAUUCUAGGUAUGUUUUCAUGUGUUCAGAAGGCUCAAAUUUGAAAAAUUAAAGUUUGCCUAGAAAUAGUGUAUAAAUUUUGUAUGGUGUCAACACUACUUUAUAUUUGACUCUCUAAAAAUUUGAAAUUCCUA
Molecule: messenger RNA, 2610 nt
Organism: Grammomys surdaster
Lineage: Eukaryota; Metazoa; Chordata; Mammalia; Rodentia; Muridae
Gene: Apbb1ip
Product: amyloid beta precursor protein binding family B member 1 interacting protein
Exons: 14
Coding region: 212-2218 (668 amino acids)
Biological process (GO): signal transduction
Cellular component (GO): cytosol; plasma membrane
Source: RefSeq, a predicted model, not a curated record